UCACAGUCACUAUUGCUUUGCUGUCGGCGUUAGUGCGAGUUCCGGAAUCUCAGGAAUUUGGGCUGUUCGUCUCCUCAAGCUCCUGCGGUAGCGAACUCAAGAUUUUCUGCGACUGAAAGGUUUGGUUCGAGCUCAUAAUGUCUCAAGCUGAUAAAAUGAAGCAAGGACAGUUUACAAACCCAGAGACUCCUGGGUAUGUGGGAUUUGCGAAUUUGCCAAAUCAGGUGCAUCGGAAAUCAGUGAAAAAGGGCUUCGAGUUCACUCUCAUGGUGGUGGGCGAGUCGGGUUUGGGGAAGUCCACGCUGAUCAACAGUUUGUUCCUCACUGAUCUCUACCCGGAGAGGGUCAUCCCUGGUGCUGCAGAGAAGAUUGAGCGCACGGUUCAGAUCGAGGCCUCAACUGUGGAGAUCGAGGAGCGUGGAGUGAAGCUGCGUCUCACUGUGGUCGACACACCUGGAUACGGUGAUGCCAUCAACAGCCAGGACUGCUUUAACACCAUUAUCUCCUACAUUGAUGACCAGUUUGAGCGCUACCUGCAUGAUGAGAGUGGACUCAACCGCAGGCACAUUGUGGACAACCGUGUGCACUGCUGCUUCUACUUCAUUUCCCCUCUGGGUCACGGGAUGAAGCCUCUAGAUGUCCAAUUCAUGAAGGCCAUUCACAACAAAGUGAAUGUAGUUCCUGUUAUUGCUAAAGCGGAUACGCUGACACUGAGGGAGAGAGAGAGACUCAAGCGCAGGAUUCUGGAUGAAAUCGAUGAGCAUGGCAUCAAGAUCUAUCACCUCCCUGAUGCCGAGUCUGAUGAGGAUGAAGAUUUCAAAGAGCAGACCCGGAUUCUCAAGGCCAGCAUACCGUUUGCCGUGGUGGGAUCCAACCAGCAGAUUGAGGCUAAAGGGAAGAAAGUGAGGGGGCGUUUGUACCCAUGGGGUGUGGUGGAGGUAGAAAACCCAGAACACAAUGACUUCCUCAAACUUCGCACUAUGCUAAUCACCCACAUGCAGGACCUUCAAGAAGUUACUCAGGACCUUCACUACGAGAACUUCCGCUCGGAGCGCCUCAAACGGGGCGGCAGGUUGUCCUCCCAUGGUUACAUUCUGCCUUUGUCGCCUGCGCAAGGUCCGGAGCCAGAGGAAAUGGACAAGGAUAUAAUCUUACAGGAGAAGGAGGCUGAGCUGAGGCGGAUGCAGGAGAUGAUCGCUAAGAUGCAGGCGCAGAUGCAGAAACAUGGAGAUUGAGACGGCCCACACUUGUGAGAAACACGACGCAGACCUGUCGUUCGAGCUUGACCCAGUCAGACACGGAACGAGAGGAAGUGUUGCUAAUGUGGAGAAAGAGGAGAGACUGGUCCUUAGCUCAACUUGCUUGCCAUUGUCUUAGUUUCUUUCACUCUUGUGUGAUUAAAUGUGUUUUGUCAAAUUUUUUUAAAAGCAGUAAUAAGUGUUGUUGUUUUUUUUUGUUGUUUUUUUUUUCAAAUGCUGUUCCUGAUAUCAAUUUUUUUUUCCUGUUCCAGUAACCAAAAAUGAAGAGCAACCAUUAGUAAUUUAGAAAAACAAAACCUGUUACGAAAGCCAAAUGCUGCUGAGAAGGAAUUUUCUACUGUAGAGCACCUUUAUUAGUAGUGACCACUCAAACUCAUUUCUGUCCCAUCUAGCUUAACAAACACUGUGAAAAUACAAGCAGCUGUUGAAUUUGAGUGUGGGUUUUUUUUCAUACUGUUUCUAAGCGUUGCCAGAGAGAUUGCGGUCAUCCUGUACGGGACUUUUCUGAAGCACUUCUCUCUUCCCUGCAUGAAGUCUUGAAAUAUCAGUGCUGUUCAGUUGAAUGGUCCCCAAACUGAUGCAAAACAUUAUACUGUGACCCAUGAUUCAUUCCCUGUGCCGGUUAAUGAAGAAGCAGCUCAUUUUGCUGAUUUAUUUUUUUUUUUUUUGUACCUGAAUGCAUACUGUCAUGUUUGUACUAUCAGACAUUAUUAUGAGUGCAAUGUGAAAUUUACAACAUCAAACAUCAAAAUAUGCUGUUGUGCCCUUUGACCUUGAUGCAUGCCAAAUUUGUACCUCCUUUUGGGAUCUAUGGUUAAAAUAGUUUAUCUUAUUCCUGUGGUUGAAUCAAAUUUCCAUAUUUUAAGUGAAAAAUUAAGUAUGGGUUUCUAUAUGUUACACAAAAGCAAACUUUUAUAUAGUUGAAUUUGCUUUCCAUAUUUGGUCAUUCCAGCCUUAAUGUUUCACUUGAGAACUUUCUAUUAAACCAUCACUGUCUAUUAUCUUUUAAUAAAAUUUUGUAUUGAAACA
This is a messenger RNA of Carassius gibelio (silver crucian carp), 2288 nucleotides long. RefSeq names its product septin-2. The record is from RefSeq and is a predicted model, not a curated record. Gene Ontology annotation, molecular function: molecular adaptor activity; GTPase activity; GTP binding. Lineage: Eukaryota; Metazoa; Chordata; Actinopteri; Cypriniformes; Cyprinidae. The transcript is spliced from 13 exons. Gene Ontology annotation, cellular component: septin complex; cell division site; septin ring. Gene Ontology annotation, biological process: cilium assembly; cytoskeleton-dependent cytokinesis; cell division. Bases 138 to 1235 code for a protein of 365 amino acids.